AUGUUAACAUUUCGCGCCACUUCUCGAAAGUUUAGAUUUCCACGCGCUUCGUUUUCAUUCUCUAUUCCACGCUCUAAUUCGAGCACUCCCUCUUAUAGAUCGUUGCUCUCUGAUCACCUAAAGAACCACAGAUUAGACGAAGCUCGUGAAGUUUUGGAUCGAAUCCCGGUUCGAAAUGUAACUCUAUGCACCAUGAUGAUCAAUGGGUAUGCGCGAAAUGGCAGGCUCGGUGAGGCCUUGAAGCUUUUUGACGAAAUGCCGGAGAGAGACGUGGUUUCCUGGAAUUCGAUGAUAAAAGGGAGUUUGGAUUGUGGGGAUUCGGGUAUGGCUGUGAAGCUUUUCGAUGAAAUGCCGGAGAGGAAUGUUGUGUCUUGGACGACGAUGGUGAAUGGGUAUUUGCAAUUUGGGAGUGUUGAGAUGGCAGAGCGCCUGUUUCGGGAGAUGCCAGUGAGGGAUGCGGCGGCCUGGAAUUCGAUGAUUUAUGGGUAUUGUGAUAAUGGUAAGGUUGAAGAUGGUAUGAGAUUGUUUGAGGAGAUGCCUUGUCGGAAUGUGAUUUCGUGGACUUCGAUGAUUGGAGGGCUUGACCAGAAUGGGAAGAGCAAUGAAGCUUUGUGCCUAUUUAGGAAGAUGGUGGGUUCUGGUACUGAGCCCACUUCGACUACAUUUGUUUGUGUAUUGACAGCUUGUGCAAAUAUAUUAGCUUCACAUCUAGGUGUUCAGAGUCAUGGACAGGUUAUUAAGUUAGGGUACUGCUUUGAUGAAUUUAUAUCUGCUUCACUUAUAACAUUUUAUUCAAAUUGCAAGCAAAUAGAGGAUGCUGGCAAGGUUUUCCACGAGGUAAUGCAUAAAAAUGUAGUGGUAUGGACAUCUAUUGUAACGGGAUAUGGUUUAAAUUGUAAGCAUGAGGAUGCAAUGAAGGUUUUUGGGGAUAUGAUAAAAAUGGGUGUCCUUCCAAAUCAAUCUUCUUUCACAAGUGCUUUGAAUUCAUGUUCUGGAUUAGAGGCUCUUGAUAUAGGCAAAGAGGUCCACACAGUAGCUAUUAAGCUGGGUUUGGAAACUGAUGUCUUUGUAGGUAAUUCUAUUGUUGUCAUGUAUACUAAAUGUGGAAAUAUAAAUGAUGGGGUUGCUGUAUUUAAAAGAAUUCGGGAGAAGAAUAUUGUCUCAUGGAAUUCAAUUAUUGUUGGAUGUGCACAACAUGGGUGUGGCUUCUGGACUCUAACUCUCUUUAACCAAAUGAUACGCGCAGGGGUAGAACCAGAUGAAAUCACAUUCACAGGGUUGCUUACUGUGUGUAGCCAUUCCGGGAUGUUACAGAAAGGGAGGUAUUUUUUCAAAUAUUUCAGUCAAAGUAAACAUAUUGAGGUGAAGCUUGAACAUUGUACAUGUAUGGUUGAUGUCUUGGGCCGAUCUGGUGAGUUGGAAGAAGCAGAGGAAUUCAUAAGAAACAUGCCUAUAAAAGCAAAUUCUUCGGUCUGGCUAGCUUUGCUUAGUGCCUGUAAGAUGCAUUCUAACUUAUAUGUGGCCGAAAGAGCUGCAAAAUGCAUUUUUGAUCUAGAACCAAAUUGUAGUGCAGCAUAUGUUUUAUUAUCUAAUUUAUAUGCUUCUGCAAAAAGAUGGGGUGAUGUCUCCAGGUUACGGAGGAAGAUGAAACAUAGUGGAAUUGUAAAACAAGCAGGAUCCAGUUGGGUUGUUCUUAAGGGGCUAAGGUAUGAAUUUCUUUCUGGAGAUAGGUCCCAUCCCCUCAGUGAAAAAAUAUAUAAAAAACUGGACUGGUUGGGAGGAAAGCUGAAGGAAUUUGGUUAUAUUCCUGAUCAACAGUUUGCUUUGCAUGAUGUUGAGGUUGAACAAAAGGAAGAGAUGCUGUCUUAUCAUAGCGAGAGGCUUGCCAUUGGUUUUGGGUUGAUUAGUACUGUUGAGGGGAGUCCAAUAACAGUAAUGAAGAAUCUUCGUGUAUGUGGCGACUGCCACUCUGCUAUUAAGCUUAUAGCAAAGAUUGUUGGGCGGGAGAUCACUGUAAGAGAUUCUAGCCGCUUUCAUCACUUCAGGGAUGGCAUUUGUUCUUGUGGAGAUUAUUGGUAGUGCUACUCAUGGGUUUGUGGGACAAACUAUGUGAAAUUGUUUUGGGGGGCUUUAUAAUGCUUGAAAUAAUUUACAGUAAAGCAUGUUUAGGCAUAUCAUAUCAUGCCCAUAAAAUCAGAAACUAUCAGAGGAAUGAUGAGAUUAAGAAAUUCUUUGGCCAUCUUUUGGUAUGACUUGAGGACAAAGCACACCACUUUCUAGUUUAAGGUUCCUGGAUGUAGAUACUGCGGCAUUUAAUGAUUUCCUUGUCAGAAUUUGAACAGAGAAGUGGAGUUGUCUUGUCUACAAAAACUCUUUAUAUUUGGAGUUGCUUCUAGAUCUUUGUUUCUAGAUGGUCCUCUUCAUCAGUUAAAUAGACAUUUUAGUGGUGAUGGUUAUGACAUAAGAAAUCGGAGUUCUAUUGAUCCAUGUUUCUGUGGCAAUCUCAUAAGGAGGUAUGCAAGAAUUGUUUUGUAGAUAGAAAGUGAAUUUUCAAAGGGCAAAACGCUAUUCAUAGUGGUCAGAAGCAAAUCCAAUUCUGGUGAUUGUGAUAAUGUGGUAGAUAGUUGAGAGAUUCAAGUUAUUCAACUAUGAAUUAUAGAACUUUUCCUUGGAUGUUGACUGUAUCAGCAAUGGGAGUGAAGAGUCUUAUGCUACAAAUCAUUCUCUACAUGUUGUGAAAAUGUGGAUGCCCAGAGGAAUGUUCCUCAAGGACCUCCAUUUGAAGGUGAUUUUUUUGUGUGUGUGUUAGAAAAGAGAGUGAAGUUUGAAAACGUGAAAAUUUUAUGUUUUUUAAAGUGGAAAAAUACUUCAG
This is a messenger RNA of Corylus avellana, 2872 nucleotides long. NCBI's taxonomy places the organism in Eukaryota, Viridiplantae, Streptophyta, Magnoliopsida, Fagales, Betulaceae. The record is from RefSeq and is a predicted model, not a curated record.